Myxocyprinus asiaticus (Chinese sucker) is the source of this 1971-nucleotide messenger RNA. RefSeq names its product zinc finger protein 853-like. The coding region runs from base 442 to 1959 and encodes 505 amino acids. NCBI's taxonomy places the organism in Eukaryota, Metazoa, Chordata, Actinopteri, Cypriniformes, Catostomidae. The record is from RefSeq and is a predicted model, not a curated record. The transcript is spliced from 3 exons. Gene Ontology annotation, biological process: regulation of transcription by RNA polymerase II. Gene Ontology annotation, molecular function: DNA-binding transcription factor activity; RNA polymerase II cis-regulatory region sequence-specific DNA binding.
GCUCCGUCCUGACGUGCUGAAUGAUACAUGCCGUUACUCACACAAAAUAAAAUUGAUAGCAUUUACUGCAGUCAUCUAAGCACUAUCCGACGAGUUAUGCGUGCUUAGUGAGCAUUUAUUUCUGAUUGCGGCUCAUAAUGUCAAGUAAAUCUUUUCAGCUACGUGCUAACACUGUUAAACCUGCUGGGAUUUCAUGAUCAAGCUUUGAAUGACUGUCUAUAUCAGUGUCAAGUGCCAGCGUACACCUGUUGGUGUGAGUGAAAUUGUUAACCAAAAUGUUCAUGUCUAGACUUGGCUCUCAAUUCAAAAACAAAACAGCUGUAAUAGAAAUCACAAAUCAGUAUCAAUGAUAACUGUCAGUCGUCUCUCGAUGCACUCAGUGUUUAAUUGAUUUCUGUAAGAACGCGGUUUUCGAGAAGACUCGAGGACAUCAGAUAGAGGAUGACGGACACACUCGUCCUCUCUUUCCAGACCCAGCUGUCUGCGGUCAUGGAAACUGUCCUCAAGACCACCAUGUACGAGAUCACCAGGUUGGUGGAGGAGAGCUUCUUGGAGCACAUGGAUCGCGGGAAACGCGAGGCGGAGGUGUUGAGACGGAGGCUGAUAUUGUCAGAGGCUAAACUGAGAGAGCGGGAGAGGUUCAAGAGGGUACGAUGUGUGGACUGUGGCCGGACAGCAGUCUCCAAGAGGAGAAUACUAAACAGAGGCCCAGAAACACAGAGCAGUUUGGGCCAACCCCUUGUUCUAAAGCAGGAGAAUGCCUCUGACAGUAGUUGGAGGCGUAGUGCCAAGGGAAGCAUGAUGUCAAACCAAGAGAAGCCUUCAACAGUCGUAGAAACUCAGCAAAAUGCUGUUCAAGUGGAUGGACCUAAGGAUGUAGGAGAAGUGAAAGAGGAGGCGACCGUGGCUAGAGACAGUCAAUCUUGCCUAGUAAUGUGCUCUCAAAUACACAAACAACAGGAUUCACAGAGCCAGUUGGAAGAAACCAAUGGACUCAACAAUACUGAUUCUGACCACAGGCCACUAAAGGACAAACCAUGUGGUGGCACAUCUUGCAAUGAGAAGCCUGGGAAUGAGGAUGAAGUGUUACACAGGAACCAGCCAAAAUGGUUUGGUUCUAAAGCAGAUCCUCCUCGUCAGCCAGAAGCAGUCAAGACUUCAUCUUCUCAGUCUCAGGGAUUGAGACCGCAUGUAGGCAGCCUAGACUCAGGACCCAUUAAACAGGAAGUUGUAGUGAUGCUUCCACCAGACUGGGAAGACAUGGAGAGGAUUAGGCCUCCAGUGGUUUCUUCUCACAACAGUGCUAAAAAGACACAGUUGGAACUUCAGCCUGGAGAUCCUGUCACUACUAGACCUCAAGUUGAGGAGCGAGCUCCUCAUGCUACGCCUUCUGUCAUGGUUCAGGGCCUUGCGCCACAAGCCAUGCAGCAUCUCAGAUCGCCUGUUAGGAAGAACACAAACGUUGUUGUACACCCCAAUGCGGUUGUAUCAGAUCAAGGUGCCAUUGAUGUAAACAGGGUGCAUUCCAUCUGCAAAGGCCUUCCUGCACCAAAACCCUCUCAAGUUCAUCAAUACCCUGAGGGAGCCGGUUCAGGUGAAAGAAGCUUCAGCACCGUGCACCCAGGAAGGAGUCUCCCACAAGUGGUCAGUAUGAGGGUUCAGGGAGACAUGCGGCACCAUUCGGAGAGGACCAUGCACAAUUGCAACCAGUGUGGAAAAGGCUUUACUCACCUGUGCCACCUUCGAGCUCACCAACAGAUCCACACAGGAGACAGGCAGUUCUGCUGUACAAUCUGCGGCCGGAGCUUCACAAAACUGAGUAACUUGAAAGCUCACCGCAGGGUCCACACGGGUGAGAGACCUUACAUCUGCACAGACUGUGGAAAAAGGUUUACCCAGAAAUGCAACUUGAAGAGACAUCAGAGAAUUCACUCUGAAUUCACACACUCCAAUAUAUGACAAGUGGAGCUG